Trichoderma reesei QM6a is the source of this 606-nucleotide messenger RNA. Its product is annotated as Basic-Leucine zipper transcription factor. Gene Ontology annotation, molecular function: RNA polymerase II cis-regulatory region sequence-specific DNA binding; DNA-binding transcription factor activity, RNA polymerase II-specific. NCBI's taxonomy places the organism in Eukaryota, Fungi, Ascomycota, Sordariomycetes, Hypocreales, Hypocreaceae. The transcript has a single exon. Bases 1 to 606 code for a protein of 201 amino acids. The record is from RefSeq and is a predicted model, not a curated record. Gene Ontology annotation, biological process: DNA-templated transcription; regulation of transcription by RNA polymerase II.
AUGGUUGACGACAGAGACUUUGUGUUCAGAUACUGGCCAGAGCAAGCCUCGACCGAGGACAUGUGCUCUUCAGAAGCCUUUCUCUCAACCGACAAUGACAAUCACCAGCAUCUAUUUGGCACAAGCCUCCACCAUGCGAACAUCCGCAAUCCGUACCACCAACAAGACCGACUGGUCGUCUCAAACCCCAGCUACUCCCCUGAAAGCCCCAACGCCGUCUUCUUCCAGAUGCCCACGCCGUCGCAACUGUCCACCGUGCCAGGGCUCGGCAUCCCGCCGUCAACACCAGCACCGCAUCACCACUACCGCCAGGACUCGCCCGCCAGCACACACAGCAGCCGCUCGCAUUCCAAACAGCGCAGCACUGCCCGGUCGACGGACGGCGGCGAUGAGUUUGAAGCCGUCGACGACGAGGCGCAGGCGGCCAUCAAGCGGCAGCGCAACACCCUGGCGGCGCGAAAAUACCGCCAGAAGCGCCUUGACCGGAUCGCUGAUCUGGAGCGUGCGUUGAGCGAUAUGGCUUGCGAGCGUGAUGAGUUGAGAUUGAGGCUUGCUAGGCGCGAAGCCGAGGUUGAAGCUCUGCGGGAGGUGCUGGGGAGGAGGUGA